Molecule: messenger RNA, 285 nt
Organism: Staurois parvus
Lineage: Eukaryota; Metazoa; Chordata; Amphibia; Anura; Ranidae
Source: the annotation of a GenBank genome assembly
AUGCACUCUCCCAAGAAAAAGAAAAAAACCUCUCUAGCAAUACACACCAAACUGAGCAUGUGCAGAGUGUCUCCACGUGAUACAUCUUAUCAGGAGAUAAGAGGGAGACACUGGAAGAAGGGAAGGAUCAGAGGAGUCAGGAUCAAACAGUCUUUUUACACAAUGCAGAGGAUUAACCCCUUAGGUUCCACAGUGAGUAUAACAAGCAUGCUUUACUGCCAGGGGCGGACUGACCAUUCGGGUAUUUGGGCACUGCCCGAGGGCCCAGGAUCAGCAGGGGGCCCC